UCAAGGUGAAAACAAAAACCUAAUUCAAUAGCAACAAACACACAAUUAAUCCCAAGGUUAAUUUCAACCAUUUUAUCAAUAAUUCUCAACAACACCAUCAUAUCAUGAGUAGCUCAAGCUCUAGUUCUGUCUCUGGCUCUCCUUGUGGAGCUUGUAAGUUCCUCAGGAGGAAAUGUGCAAAGGGAUGUGUGUUUGCUCCAUACUUUUGUCAUGAACAAGGAGCUUCCCACUUUGCGGCCAUUCACAAGGUUUUUGGAGCUAGCAAUGCUUCCAAAUUGCUCUCUCAGCUUCCCACUAGCGACCGCUGCGAAGCAGCUAUUACAAUCUCUUACGAAGCUCAAGCUAGGCUUCAAGAUCCCAUCUAUGGCUGUGUCUCUCAUAUCUUUGCUCUCCAGCAGCAGGUUGUGAAUCUACAAGCACAGCUUGAGAUUCUAAAGCAACAAGUCGCACAAAGCAUGACGUUUGCUGAUUCACCAUCAUCAGAAAACCCUAAUAGCUUUUAUGGAGACACUACUAAGACUACUUCUUAUCAUCAUGAUCAUCAAAAUAUUUAUCAUCAUCAUGAUCAGAGCCAUCUAGUCAACCAAAUCGGAAGCUUAGGGACUGGUCAGCACGGAGAUGCGAUGGCGAAUAGUUACCCCAGCCAAAACUCCUCGGGCUUUGGAGAAUUCUCUAUCUACCCUGAAUUGGAACAGCACUUGAACACUUUCAAUCAAGAUCAUCUCAAAGAGCUUCAGUCAGCAAAUUUUGGCUACAUAUCGUUCUCGUGAUGGCUCUAUCAAGACAUGGAUUUUGCUUGUACGUACAAUCUAGUACACUGGAUCAGUGGACCUUGAUGCCUUCAUCGGAGAAAGCUGUUUCUGGAUCAUUUUAG
Molecule: messenger RNA, 874 nt
Organism: Brassica oleracea var. oleracea
Lineage: Eukaryota; Viridiplantae; Streptophyta; Magnoliopsida; Brassicales; Brassicaceae
Product: LOB domain-containing protein 29
Exons: 3
Coding region: 105-770 (221 amino acids)
Biological process (GO): positive regulation of DNA-templated transcription; hormone-mediated signaling pathway
Cellular component (GO): nucleus
Source: RefSeq, a predicted model, not a curated record